Molecule: messenger RNA, 2879 nt
Organism: Drosophila hydei
Lineage: Eukaryota; Metazoa; Arthropoda; Insecta; Diptera; Drosophilidae
Product: mast/stem cell growth factor receptor Kit
Exons: 15
Coding region: 404-2860 (818 amino acids)
Biological process (GO): multicellular organism development; cell surface receptor protein tyrosine kinase signaling pathway; protein phosphorylation
Cellular component (GO): signaling receptor complex
Molecular function (GO): ATP binding; transmembrane receptor protein tyrosine kinase activity
Source: RefSeq, a predicted model, not a curated record
ACAAAAAUAAUAAAAAAGACAAGCAAAAAAGUUAUUCUAAGCAAAAAGAGCCUCGCAUUCUAACCAUUUGCUGUUCAAACUAGUUAAAUGGAUAAGUGCUGUAAAACGGCAAACAAAUACAAAUACGUCAGCCCCAUAUAUGUGUGUGUGUGUGUACGUGUGUGUUAGUCUAGUGCCAACAAAAGCUAAUGCUCAACGACUUGGCUAACUCCAAAGAGAGUUCAGUUCAAAUACAGCAAAACCAAAAUCCCAAAUAGAGGAAAACAAAACUAAUUUAAAGGCAAAUUUACACAACACUAGAGUGUACCUUAGCUGGCAACACUAGAGUGGACACCAACUGGCAACAUCUGAUGUGCAAUAGCAGACAUCCCCAUAUCAACUAUGAGCAGUGGAAACUUGAAGAAUGCUUCGGUUAAUGUUGUAUAAGUUGGUCAUAACGCACAUUGCGCUGCUGUUGCUACCCAGCAAUGUGGCUGAAGUGUUGUCGCCACGGAGUGAGAGCGACAACUUGCCAACGCCUCCGAUUCACGUUCUAGUUACGGCAAAGCCAAGUCAGGACAUGCUCGCAAUUCAGCCCGAAGACCCAACUAUGCAAACAAUUUUACUGAAUACAGCAACCAGCAGCAGCAACAGCAAUAAUAACAACAACAUAAACUUCAAUGGAACAGAGUUUGAAUCAGGAAAAGCAAAAAGCAGAAGCACCCUAAAGCUAAGUCCAGGAAAGGGCGAAAUCACGGAGCUGUCCGUAAAUGUGACGCUAUUUAAGCAGAAGAUUCCGCGCCUGCAGGUGCGCUGGCAGGACACCCUGCCGAACGGCACCACAUACAAUGUGCUGGUGAGUGCUGUGAACAGCACCCGCUGCCCGGAUGCACCCUGCAGCGAAUAUACCAUCAAGCAGAAGCCCAGCAAGUACAUCUAUCUGCCACAGAGUCCCAAUCCGAAUGUGGAGUCCCCCGAUUGCAACUACAUGUUUGGCUGCCAGUACAAUGUGACUGUGGAGACAUCAAACUUACUCGUGCGUCGCUCCAUGCGCGUUUUCAUACCACACUGCGUGGCUGGUAAGUGCUCCUGUCAGCUGUCACCCAUGCCACCUAAAGUGCACACCGCGGCCAAGAUGGAGGCCAAUGACACCAUCGGCAUCAUUUUCGUUAUACAGGCCAGCGAGCAGCUGCGCAAGGAGCAGGAGAACCAUCUGCACGAGGCACUGCAGUCAUACAAAAUGCAACUUAAAAUCAAUGAGGAGACUAAUCCAUCACUGCUGUGGGGCGGCGUUCUAAAGAAUCUGUUUAAUCGGAUUUACAACCUGAGCGAAUUAAAUUUUCGGCCCACAGCGAAGGGCUUCGAUGGCAACAUGAAGCUCAACCUGGGCACGCAGCUGAAAGAGAAGACUUCCCUUAAUUUACAGGCCAUGAUGAUAGAUCCCGCUGGCUGUGAGGGGCCACGCAGCGUAACCAAAUUUCCAGUGCCAGCCAAUCCACUCCAACGCGAUGUCAAUCUGAGUAAUUGGCUCAUUAUUAUAACUCCAUUACUAAUUGCUGUCGUAUGCGCGGGCUUCUUGACACUUCUCCUGCGUCGUCGUCGAGCUCGGGCUAAGGAUGAGCUGCAUAAGAAUCAGAUUUACAUGCAGUCCUUUGCAGCAGCUACUGUCAACAUGGAGGACAACAUCAACUACGUGGACAAAUACAUUGAGCAAUCACAGGCUUUGGGCCUGGCGGACAUAUUCGAGGUGCCACAUUCAGCCAUUCAAAUUGGUCGAGUUCUGGGCGAAGGAGCUUUUGGGCGCGUACACGAGGCAACAGCUAUCAAUUUGCGGCGCAUGCGAGGCACCACACUCGUUGCAGUCAAACAGUUAAAGGCCAAUCCAUCGGCAGACGAAGCAGCCGAAUUUCUAUCUGAAAUUGAUAUGCUUAAGGGCGUCGGCACGCAUCACAAUGUGGUUUGCUUCCUGGGCUGUUGCACCAUACGGGCGCCCUAUCUCAUGAUCAUGGAGUAUGUGGGACGUGGCAAUCUGCUGAACUAUCUGCGUAUGGCUCGCCAGGAACUGGGCCAGCCAAGGACACGAAAUGCAAAUCACUCGACUGGCAGGCAGACAAAAGUCAACUCAGCAGGUGCCCCACUGCCACAGCCUCAGAGUGUUAAUUACAUUGAACUCAAAGCAAGCAAUCAAUGCACCGACUUUGAGUCCCCCUCCAGCUCCUCCUCUCCUUACGCCAACUCACAGCAUGCAACAUCAAACGGGGUUGCACACAGACAACAGAAGCCAUCCUUUGCUGAAACCACCUACACCAUUGUGGAGGAGGAGGAUGCUUUCGAGUACAUACUCGACAACAAUGAGCUGCACAAUUUUGCGCUGCAGAUUGCAAAUGGCAUGCGAUUCCUGGAACAACAAGAGAUAACGCAUCGCGACUUGGCAGCGCGCAAUGUGCUUAUCGACAACAACAAGACAUUAAAAAUAUCGGAUUUUGGUCUAUCAAGACAUGGCAUCUAUACGAAUACCAAAACACGAAAAUUACCUUUGCGCUGGCUGUCCAUUGAGGCCAUCAGAGACAAUGUAUACUCUAGCAAGAGCGACAUUUGGGCAUAUGGCGUCGUCCUCUGGGAGAUUGGCACAUUGGGUGCCUCGCCGUAUCCCACGAUCAGCAACAGCGAGCUGAUACCCUUUCUGCUGGCUGGCAAUCGGCUGGAACGUCCAGAGAUAUGCACGCCACAGGUGUACACGAUAAUGUUGCAGUGCUGGCUGGAAGAGCCAGAGGAGCGGCCCACUUUCGAUGCCCUCUAUAAGGUAUUAAGCCCGAAGACCACCUACGUGGAUAUUAACAGUCUGAGCGACGAUUACGUCUUUCCACCGAUUAGGGAGUAAAUUACUAGAAAUGCAAUUU